This is a messenger RNA of Leptinotarsa decemlineata (Colorado potato beetle), 1695 nucleotides long. Its product is annotated as tyrosine kinase Abl. Gene Ontology annotation, cellular component: lamellipodium; SCAR complex; actin-based cell projection. The record is from RefSeq and is a predicted model, not a curated record. Gene Ontology annotation, biological process: neuron migration. Gene Ontology annotation, molecular function: signaling adaptor activity; SH3 domain binding. NCBI's taxonomy places the organism in Eukaryota, Metazoa, Arthropoda, Insecta, Coleoptera, Chrysomelidae.
UAUUUGAUGACAUCGGUCAUGGAGUUAGAGGCGGAGGUACUCCGAGACAAAAACAAAGAGGGUCAAGUCAGGGCAGCAUUCAUUCCUUAAAUUCCCUUUCUGCAAAUUCCAUGGCUGGGGUGGGACCAGCUCCAACAACUAAACCACCAACGCCACCUCAAGUAUCCAGAACUUCAAGCAAAGCAUCAGUGUCAGGAGGGACUUUGAGCAAAAACAGUAGAGAGUAUCGUACACCACCGGCAGUGGCACCACCACAGGUUCCGAGUCAUUAUGCCCCCAAUUAUCCCAUUGGACACCCUAGACGUGAGAGAGGUCCAGGCUAUGGCACUUUGCCUUUGCCAAAUCUUCAUCAGACCUCUCCGCAAGUAGGCAUGGUGCACCCAAUGUCGCAACAGCAGCAACAGGUGGUUCAGCCCCAAACGCCACCUCCUCCACCACCUCCAAAUUCAGCGGGAUAUGUGCAAGAACUUCACAUGAGCAUGCCACCACCACCCUCUCCGCUGAUAAACAGCCAAGAGAUGGUGCUGUCUUCGAACCAGCAUCACCCGAUGAUGAUGGGUGGUCACCACGGGCCAGUUCCGCAGGGCAGCCUCGGGAUGCACACCCUGUCUCACGCUCAGGGCCAUCGCAUCUCUCAAGCUCUGGCACAGAAUCUCGCCAGGCAGAGCGGGGCUCAGUCGCCCCCGUUACCUCCCCCACCGCCUCCGGAGGACGAGCAUGAAGGAUUCGGUAGGCCGAGAAAUUCAGGUGUGAUGCCCAUCGUGCCGGAUGAGGAAGAUUUACCGGGAUGGGUCCCAAAGAAUUACAUCGAAAAAGUUGUUGCCAUAUAUGACUACUAUGCUGACAAAGACGACGAACUUAGCUUCCAAGAGAGUUCAGUCAUUUACGUUUUGAAGAAGAACGAUGAUGGAUGGUGGGAGGGAGUCAUGGACGGUAUUACGGGACUCUUUCCUGGAAAUUAUGUGGAACCUUGUGUUUGAAAGGUGAAUAUAUAGGGGUAUUUACGGUAGACAGUUUUAUAUGAAUCUUUAGUGUUUACAGAGAUAGGAACUCCUUGGAUCAAUAUGUAUGUUUUCAUAUAAUGUUCUCAUCUAGAGCACAGACUUUAAUUCGUCAGAAAAGUGUUUCUAAGAAGUAUUCAAGAAUUAUAAACUUUUGAGUACUCUUCCAAAAAUGAAAUAAAAAUCUGGGUUCUGAGGGAUAAGAAUACAAUAUUCCCAAAAAUAUUUGUAAAUUAUUCAUUUCAAAAAAUGUAAAAUAAAUGGAAGUUACUUGCAUGUUUGAAAAAACCUGAACAAACAAAAGGAAAAAAAAAAUAUAACGUUUUAAAACAUAUUUUUGUUGUCUCAAAUUUGAAAAUAUUUAAGGUUGUUUCCUAUCUUCAACAUGGUAGUUUGCAUUUAAUUUGAUUCAAAAAUGUAUUUACAAUUUCAGAAAAUAUUACUUGGGAUAAAGUGAAAUAUUUCAGAAUAACCUACAUUGUGCACAUGUAUAUUCUUAUAUUAUUUAUACUUCAAUUCAAAUAUAGAUCUAGUUUUUGAAGCAGUUCUUUUUCGGCGAACUUGAGACUAUUCAACAAUACAAAAAGGUUUGAGAAGAGCUGAAAGCAGUUAAAAUAUGUACCGUUACAUCUAGUACAUGGGCAAUAUUUGGUAUUUUGUGAAUGGACAUGAGCUUUUACAAUUUCUCAUCAUA